Molecule: messenger RNA, 3562 nt
Organism: Thalassophryne amazonica
Lineage: Eukaryota; Metazoa; Chordata; Actinopteri; Batrachoidiformes; Batrachoididae
Gene: ache
Product: acetylcholinesterase
Exons: 9
Coding region: 253-2127 (624 amino acids)
Biological process (GO): choline metabolic process; acetylcholine catabolic process
Cellular component (GO): plasma membrane
Molecular function (GO): acetylcholinesterase activity
Source: RefSeq, a predicted model, not a curated record
CAGCAACAUUUCGGCUUUAACAGCCGACUAGACGAUAAUAAUAAUAAUAACAACAAUAAAAAAAAAACUUCUCAAACAUUUCCCCUCGAAUCUCAGUCGGACGUCGUUUAGCGUCCGUACAGCAGAAGGACGAAGACAAACCCGCAAGACGUCAGUGUGUUUAUCCCGCGGGGGAAACCAGACCCUGCCCUCCGUGACUGAGAGUAAAUCACGACCAGAGUUCCAACUAGACAGACCUUCUUUGCCUUCAGUAUGAAGACCUCUGUCCUUCUCCUCUCUCUGACUGUCCUUUCACUUCUGACCUCCACGUGCUCCUCUCAGAGCGAGUCAGACCACAUUGUUCAGAUACGUUCUGGUCGAGUUCGUGGGACCCGUCUGCUAUUGCCGGACCGAAGUUAUGUCAUCGCUUUUUUGGGCAUCCCCUUCGCUGAGCCUCCAGUGGGAAAGCGGCGGUUCCGUCCUGCUGAGCCUAAGCGGCAGUGGUCGGGGGUCUAUGAGGCCAUCACCUACCCCAAAGCGUGCUACCAGUUUGUGGAUACAUCAUUUCCAGGUUUCCAGGGCAUCGAGAUGUGGAACCCCAACAGGGAGAUGAGUGAAGACUGCCUGUACUUGAACGUGUGGGUGCCCUCCUCACCCAGACCGCACAACCUUACAGUCAUGGUGUGGAUCUACGGUGGAGGGUUCUAUAGCGGGUCUUCUUCAUUGGACGUGUAUGACGGUCGCUAUCUCGCCCACACUGAGACAGUCAUUGUUGUUUCCAUGAAUUACCGGAUUGGUGCCUUCGGUUUCCUCGCUCUGCAUGGCUCAUCUGAGGCUCCUGGAAAUGUCGGCCUGCUUGACCAGAGGAUGGCGCUGCAGUGGGUCCAGGACAACAUCUAUGCCUUUGGUGGAAAUCCCAAACAGGUGACCAUCUUUGGUGAGAGUGCAGGUGGGGCUUCUGUAGGAUUCCACUUGUUGUCUCCGGACAGCAGGCCAACCUUCACCAGAGCUAUCCUUCAGAGUGGGGUCCCAAACUGUCCCUGGGCCACAGUCAGCCCAGCUGAGGGUCGCAGGCGAGCCAUGCUGCUGGGAAAACUGGUGGGCUGCAAUGGGGGAAAUGAUACGGAGCUCGUGGACUGCCUUCGGAAUAAAACUCCACAAGAGCUCAUUGACCAGGAGUGGCAGGUUCUGCCAUGGUCGGCGCUUUUCCGAUUUUCCUUUGUACCUGUUGUGGAUGGGGAGCUCCUUCCCGACACCCCGGAGGCCAUGCUGAGCUCAGGCAACUUCAAGGACACCCAGAUCCUGCUUGGGGUAAACCAGGAUGAAGGCACAUACUUCCUGCUGUACGGCGCACCGGGCUUCAGCAAGGACAAUGAGAGCCUCAUCUCCAGAGAGGACUUCCUGGAAGGUGUGAAGCUGAGCGUUCCUCAUGCCAAUGACAUUGGUCUGGAAGCAGUGGUGCUGCAGUACACUGACUGGAUGGAUGAGAACAACGGAAUGAAGAACCGCGAUGCUUUGGAUGACAUUGUAGGUGACCACAAUGUCAUCUGCCCACUGGCCCACUUUGCUCGCUCUUACGCCCAACACAACUCCCUCAAGUCCAACAUGGGCGGACUCAACUCUGGAGCAGUCAACAGUGCAGGAAAUAUGCAAGGUAACUGUCUACCUCUACUUGUUGACCACCGGGCGUCCAACCUGCAGUGGCCAGAGUGGAUGGGAGUCAUCCACGGCUACGAGAUCGAGUUUGUCUUUGGCCUGCCUCUGGAGAAGAGACUCAAUUACACUGUAGAAGAGGAGAAACUCAGCAGACGAAUGAUGAGAUACUGGGCCAACUUUGCACGAACAGGAAACCCAAACGUGAACCAUGAUGGCUCCUUAGACAACCGAAGGCGCUGGCCUCUGUUCACCAUCAGCGAGCAAAAACACGUUGGCCUGAACACUGAACCACUGAAGAUCCACAAGGGCCUGAGGAACCAGAUGUGUGCUUUCUGGAACCGCUUCCUGCCACGCCUCCUCAACAUCACCGACAACAUAGACGAGGCCGAGCGUCAGUGGAAGGUGGAGUUUCACCGCUGGUCUUCCUACAUGAUGCACUGGAAGAGCCAGUUCGACCACUACAGCAAACAGGAGCGCUGCGCCGAUCUGUGAGAGUUGCCAGGGCGGAUAAGAAUCAAAGCGACGACCGCUUUCCUCCAUAGUCCCUCAGUUAAGACAGACUUCUUUUACGGACAUUUCGUUGUUGUUUAUUAUAUGUGUCUCUACACACACAAACCCAGGCACUGUUCCUUUUUAUAUACUAUUUUACUAUUUAUUUACAUGUUUGUUACAGUAUUUGUGUGUGUCUGUGUGUGCGCGCGCAUCACCGUGGCGUCAGCAGGCUAUGGAGGGAACUUGUCGUCAAUAUUAAGAAAUAUUAGAAAUGUCUAGAUGUGUCAUUACCUGUGCACAGUGUAUGUGCGUGUGUGGCUUGGACCCCCACUCAGUCUAACAACAAUCUCAACAACGCCAUAACGUUGCACACUCACUGUUUUCUUGACAUGAACCUCCUGAAGGCAGCAGGUCACUUUUGCUUUCACCGGAGGUCCAACUUUAAAGGGUUUCAGGGUUUUUGCUUUUGGAUUCUUUGUGUUGAUGACCACUUUUCUGUACGUACGGACAAAAGCAGGUAAUUGAGAUCCCACUGAAGGGGCGGUUGGACAAGAACCAACUGAAAUCUUCAUUUGCAUGAUCUCAGACUGUGAGAGGCGGGGCAUGUUUAGGCAGCGUCCCAGCUAGCUAACUGUUUAGCCCAAAACUGGUCAUAGAUUCUUCUUAAACUGGGUGGCAGACCUGAAGAUAAUCACAUGCCUCUGUGAGACUUGUAGCUGAUUCAUUAAGCUUAUAAUUGCCGUGACGUCACCACAGCGCUCUUAUCAUUCACUGUCGUGUUUGGAUUUGUGGUCGCAAGCAGGAAGUAGCGAACUGCUAACCAAUGAGGUCAGUUCUUUAAAAGGAACCUGAUCAGCAGCCGGGAAAGAAUCAUUCAGUGCACUGACCAAAGAUUUCUGAGUUUGACAAUGCAUUCUGGGAACUUUUAAGGAGGCGCUGUGUUUGUCUAAACCGCUGACUAAAAGGAUUUAUUUAAUUUGAUUAAAUUCCCUCCUUAAUAAUGUUACUUUCUUCAAAAUGACUCCUCUCUUCCCUCUGUUCCUCUCCAUCUUUCUCUCUCACCACUCUGUCGUUCACUGUCUUCUUUCUGUUUAAUCUUUCGCCUCAGAUCUUGUCUUUGUUGUCUUCCCCACCGUGUCCUACCCUCUCCUCUUUUUCAGCUGGCUUCUUUUCCUGUGGUGAUGAUUUUGUACCUCUUUAACUUGCUCUUGUCUCAGUUGCAUUUCUCUUUUCCAUCCCUCCUUCUGCGUCCCUGCCCCCUUUCUUCUCUCCAUCUCUCUGCCUCUCUCUCCUUGCUCCAGCACUUUCGUUAGCCUAAUGGAGACAGAGUAAUUCACUCAGCGGCGGGAUAAUGUGACAGAGCGCUGGCUCAGCCUCCGGCCUGCCAGCAUCCACCGCUCGGCCAUUUGGAAGGAAAAUGGAGGUUUAAAAAAAA